CCCGAGAAGAGUGGGCUUUGCUGGAUCCUUCUCAGAGGAAUCUCUACAAAGAUGUAAUGCUGGAGAUCUACAGUAACCUUACCGCUAUAGGCUGCAAUUGGGAAAAUCAUAAUAUAGAAGAGCAUUGUCAAAGUUCUAAAAAACAUGCAAGGUAUGAAAACAGUCAUACGGGAGACAACCCCCCUGAAGAUACUCAAUAUGACAGAGUCUUUGCACAUCACAGGAGUCCCCACACAUAUAAAAGUAUGCAUAUUGCUGAGGAUCACUAUGAAUGUAAUGAAUAUGGCAAUGCCUUUGCACAUAACAGUCAUGUCUUAAGACAUAAAUGGACUCACAUAGGAGGGAAACCUCAUAAAUGUAACCAAUGUGCCUUUGCACAGAGCAGUAAUCUCCUAUCACAUAAAAGAACUCACAGUGGAGAGAAACCUUAUGAAUGUAACAAAUGUCGUAAACCCUUUGCAUGUAACAGAAGUCUCCUCCUACAUAAAAGAACUCAUACUGGAGAGAAACCAUAUCCUUGCUUGGAUAUCAACAAUUAA
Meriones unguiculatus (Mongolian gerbil) is the source of this 539-nucleotide messenger RNA. Its product is annotated as zinc finger protein 431-like. NCBI's taxonomy places the organism in Eukaryota, Metazoa, Chordata, Mammalia, Rodentia, Muridae. The record is from RefSeq and is a predicted model, not a curated record. Bases 57 to 539 code for a protein of 160 amino acids. The transcript has 5 exons.